Messenger RNA from Gasterosteus aculeatus aculeatus (three-spined stickleback), 2825 nucleotides. The record is from RefSeq and is a predicted model, not a curated record. Lineage: Eukaryota; Metazoa; Chordata; Actinopteri; Perciformes; Gasterosteidae.
AUUUGCCUUUGAUUACAUCAGUUGUUUUAUGAUUUGCUUCCCCGGAAUCGGAUAAAACUCUGCUAGUCAUUUCUGUGAGAAGAUGGAGGUCCAGUUCGGGCCGACGUGGACGUCCUUCAAGUUCAAUUAUCACUGAAAAUCAACUGCGUUGGAGCGAGUUGUAGAAGUAGAGCAGUGGAGCUGCACGUUAUUCAGAAUGGAUGUGUAAAGGGGACGCCAUGCCUCGGCGAGUCAUGUUGCAGGGGGCGGGGCCAGGCGACAAGGUACCCGCACACCUGACCAGUGUUCCCGUCUCGCUCAUCGGCACCGACACCGACUGCUCCGACAAAACCGUCAAGGGGAAAGUGGUUCGUAAAGGCCCGCUGGUGUCGUUAGCGUCUCACAGCUUUAUUCUAAAGGCUGUAAUUCAAGAAGAAGACUCAUCCCAAAGCGCAUCGAUUAACGUCGUCCUGAUCGGAGAGCUAGCGGAGGAGUUCAGUCGAGCUGUCAAUCAAGGGGACGUGGUUGUGGUCUCUGGGCUUCUCUGUGGGCAGAUCCCCCACGGGUUCACAAAAGACGGGCUCCACCCCUUCAACCUGCUGCUGUCCGGAGACACCGCCUGCGUUUAUGUGUCCCCUCCUCCUCCUCCUGCUCCUGAUGACCCCAGCACCUCGAUGGCCAACCAGAGGAGCUCCGCCCUCCCCGCUCAGGUUUCCAGGAUGACCGAGGCUCCAAAGUACAGUCGCCUGGGCGACCUGAAGGCCGGGUCGGUGGUCAACGUGUACGGAGUGGUGGUCUUCUUCAAACAGCCCUUCAUGAGCCGCGGCACGGACCUCUGCUCCACCCUGAAGAUCACCGAUCAGUCCGACCAGAAGAUCGCCUGCACGGUGUUCAGUAAGAAGCUGGAGGACCAUCCCCAGAUCUUCGGAGUCGGGGACAUCGUGCGCCUGCACAACGUCAAGGUGACAGACUUCAAAAACUCGGUGACGCUGAUGAACACCUUCCGUUUCUCUGUGCUGGCGUUCGACGGGGCGGAGGGCGACCCGCUGGAGCCGCGCACUUCCAGCAGGUCCUUCCACCUGGACCAGGAGGACCGCCGGACCGUGGAGGAGCUGAGGACCUGGGCCGCCAGCCAGGGCCUCCUCCUCCCCACGACCCCCCUGUGCGCCGCUCAGCCCAAAGACUACUUCGACUUGACCUGCCAGCUGCUGGCCAAAGCCCCCAUGGACACCACCUGCACCCUGCUGAGGGUGUGGGACGGGACCAGGUGUGCUCACACCCAGCUGAAGGUGAUCGUCGAGCCGAGCGUGGUGGACGGACCGACCUCCUUCUCCGCGGCGAGAGAGAGGCUUAUCGCCGACGUCCUUGUGUACGACAACCACGUCGAGUCGGCGCGCCAGCUCAAGCCGGGGGACUUCCUGAGGAUCUACAACCUUCGAGCGAUCCCCAUGUCCAGUAAGGCGCCGCCCCCCGCCAGCCGCCGGUCGGAGGAGGGCGGGAGGGAUCACCUGGGUUUCCACCUGCAUGGGGGGACGGCGUUCAGCAGGGGCAUCCGAGUUCUUCCCGAAAACAGCCCUGCGGUGCGGGAGCUGAAGAGAGUGAUGGAGGCCGUCCCACAGGAGGACGGGGACGACUUCUCCGAGAUGAACGACUCACUGCUGCUGGAGGUCUGGAGCACUCCACCACAGUCCCCAGAGGCGGAGGCGAUGGAGGUCAGCACAGGCGUGUGUGUGUCAGAGAGGAGCUGCGCUCACGACGUGGGCCCGCUGUCUCUGUCCGAGGUGAAGCGGCUCCAUCCGGGUGGAGUUCACCACGUCAGAGUGCAGCUGAGGAGCUACGAGCCGGUCCGACUCCACCAGGCGCUGAAGCUCUACUGCAGCAAGUGCUCGUCCAUGCAGGACGUCCCAGAUGAUGAACUGGUGGCGAGUCUCUUCUCUGAGGCCUCCAAGGACCCCGAGCCCUGUUGCCCCCCGCCGUGGGCGCUCUCUGGACAGGUCCUCGUCCCCGGAGAGUCCGUAGCGUCCCCGGGACGGUCUCUCAGCGUCCUCCUGUCCACGGACUUCCUGUGCGAGGACACAAAGCGAGAGCUGAUCUUCCUCGCGGGUGCGACUCUGGAGGAAACGUGUCGACGCGGCGGCUACCAGCACGUCGUCCCUGUGAGGUCAUCGGGAGGUCACAUGACCCUGCUCGACCUGUCGGCCCCCUUUCUGCUGAGAGGGAGGAAGAGAUUCUACGGGUGUAAGCGGUGCUCCGAGGCCGCAGUGAGAGAACCAGCGUUCGUUGAAGGAGCCGAGCGGAUCGAUGAGAAGCUUAUUGCAGAAGCUCUCGGCGUGGAGCCACUGCAGUUUGUCCUGCUGAUGAAGAUGAAGCUGCAGGACGCCACCGGCGUGCUGGACGUCUUCCUGUGGAGAGGAGCCGAGUCCUUCUUCGGCGUGGCGGCGGAGGACGUGGCGGCCAAUCAGGAGGCUCAGGACGGCAUCCGUCAAUUGAUGGCCUUCCUCUGUCCAGCAGGGGGCAGCACAGCCCAGCGGCCCUGGAUGGAUUUGUGUCUGACGGCGUACCAAGGGGAGGACGAUGAAGGCCGGCCUCAAACCUGCUACCAGAUCCACCACAGCACCGUCACCAGACCCGCCUCCACCCAUUCCAACCCCGCCUGAACCGCACGCAGGUCAAAGGUUACCAAAGAAAGAAAAACUGUUUCUAAACAUUUACGUACGGGAUUUUCUUUCCUUUUAUUUCACGUGUUUUGUGAUUUUUUUUGUAUUUAUUGUCAAGAACUAAAUAAAUGUAUGUGAAAUGUUUUAAACUGCAGAUUGACAUGUUUCAAUAAAGUCGUUCAAUUUUAA